AUGGCAACUUAUUUUGGAGCUACCUCUGCAGUGUUUUUCGUCUGGGUUACAACAUUCAUGGCUCAAAAUUACUUCAUAACAGGUUCCAUUCUUCCACCUUGCAGGAUCAGAGGUGUAGGAAUUUAUCUUGAGGAAAAAGUGAAUUUCUCAGAAGCAAGUAAUGCAUGUAAUCAAUUGAAUCUACAAUUGGCAAGUAAAGACCAAGUUGAAGAGGCUCUGAAACAUGGCUUCGAAACGUGCAGCUAUGGAUGGGUAAAAGAUGGAUUGGUUGUCAUUCCUCGAAUAACAUCCAACAAGAAAUGUGGCAAGGGCAAGGUUGGACUAGUGCCAUGGUAUGCUGAACCCUUCAAAACAUUUAUGGUUUACUGCUUCAAUUCCUCAGAUGUUCAGAUAAAUUCAUGUACACCAGAUCCAACUACAACCAUGCUACCUUCAUCAAGUGCACCAAUGGAUUUAACUGUGUCUUCAGGCUCUGAUUUGACUGAGAACAUCACAGCAGUGCCCAAUGUGACUGAGACAGAACAAACCCUGAAAAAUAUAAAAUUUCGUGUAAUAUGUAUAACUGAAACUAUACUACCAACCGAGAGGACUACUACAAAAAUGCCAGAGGAAUACUCACCAAUUGACUCUCCUAACUAUACUUCCCAUGCCGCCUUUAAGAAUGAUGCUGUUGUCUUUGGAGGUAUCCCUACUGCACUUCUUGUACUGGCAGUCAUCUUCUUCAUUAUUUCAGUUGUACUAGCAGUCUGCUAUAUCAAAAAGUACAAGAAAACCUUCCCAUUUUCAAACAAGAAUCAGCAAAAAGAAAUGGUUGAAACAACUGCUCUUAAAGAGGCCAAACCAAAUGACAAAGCCGCUGAGAAGGAAACGAAGAAUAACGGUAAAAACAUAGAAGAGUCUAAAACCAAGCCUGAGGCCACAGUACAAUGUCUAGAAGCAGAAGUUUAA
Molecule: messenger RNA, 948 nt
Organism: Nestor notabilis (Kea)
Lineage: Eukaryota; Metazoa; Chordata; Aves; Psittaciformes; Psittacidae
Gene: LYVE1
Product: lymphatic vessel endothelial hyaluronan receptor 1
Exons: 6
Coding region: 1-948 (315 amino acids)
Biological process (GO): cell adhesion
Cellular component (GO): plasma membrane
Molecular function (GO): hyaluronic acid binding; transmembrane signaling receptor activity
Source: RefSeq, a predicted model, not a curated record